ACAAAAAGAUUUUGUGCAGAAUUUUGCAAACACACAGAUGCUCUAAACCCCACUGUGGUCAGGGUUCUCAUGCAGGGUGUUUUCAGUUGUGUAUACAAGACCCUUUGAGCAGAAAGCAACACACUUCCUACUGAUCCCAAGGCUCCUGCACGAUUCAUUUAUGUGAAUAUUGAGGAGUUUGAUUUACAUCUGGUGUAAAUAUUAUCAAUUUUAUUCUUCCUUCUAGAGCUUACAGUUACUGAAGAGAUCAGAAUGGAGAUGAGAAACUGUCCUCCGCGUUCACGGCCUCAGUGUUCUCAUCAUCAGCGCCAGCAACCCAGGAGGCUGGACUACAAACAACGCAGAUACAGAGUGGCUGCAGUGGGUUUUGGACUACUGUGCAUUCUUCUGGUUGUUGCAAUCAUAAUCCUUGCUAUAAAAUACACCCAGCAGAUGAGUUACAAAACCCGGUAUGACAACUUACAAAUUGCCCACAGGAAGCUGACCAAACAGAUUACUCAACUCAACCUGACCAAACAGACUGACCACCACAACCUGACCAAACUGAUUGAACACCUCAACCUGACCAAACAGACUGACCACCUGACCCUGACCAAACUGAUUGAACACCUCAACCUGACCAAACAGAAUGACCACCUUAGCCUGACCAAACAGAUCAACCAGUUACAGGAGGAGAAUGCUGCACUUCAGAGGAUGCUGACAGAUAUAGCCGCACAGGUCAGUCUUGGAUGGUUGAUCUUUAGUUCCAGUUUUUACUAUUUCUCUACUGUGGAGAAGGGCUGGACUGACAGCAGAGAGGACUGCCUUAAGAAAGGAUCUGACCUUGUGAUCAUCCGCAGCAGUGAGGAACAGGAGUACAUCAUUAAGCAGCUGGGCGAAAAAAAAGCUUGGAUUGGUUUAAAUUACAACGUCUCAGAGAGUGACUGGAAAUGGGUGGACAGUUCAGCACUGAGUAAGACGUACUGGGCUAAGGGCGAACCGAAUAAUAACGGUGGUAAUGAGCAAUGUGUUGAGAUUUGGACUUAUACAGACCUAAACGGCUGGAAUGAUGUGAAUUGCAACAAUAAAAAGAACUGGAUCUGUGAGAAGCCGUUUGUUCAGUGAUUGACAGCAGCAUCAAGAUGCAAAAUCUCCCAAAAACGAAAAUGUCAGAGACGAACCUCAGCAUCUUCAACGAAAGAAAUUUGUUAAAUCCCAUACAAACUUGAAACAAAAAACUAUUUUGAGCUUCUCCUUUCAUCUCUCUAUCAUGUUGAGUGUUUCCUUGUAAUAAAGU
Molecule: messenger RNA, 1276 nt
Organism: Hemibagrus wyckioides
Lineage: Eukaryota; Metazoa; Chordata; Actinopteri; Siluriformes; Bagridae
Product: CD209 antigen-like protein A
Exons: 6
Coding region: 253-1104 (283 amino acids)
Source: RefSeq, a predicted model, not a curated record